This is a messenger RNA of Amborella trichopoda, 639 nucleotides long. NCBI's taxonomy places the organism in Eukaryota, Viridiplantae, Streptophyta, Magnoliopsida, Amborellales, Amborellaceae. The record is from RefSeq and is a predicted model, not a curated record.
AUGGGGAGGCAUGUGAAAGCCGCGACCAAGGAAGAUGGCAUGACAAAGUGCAAACACCCCAAGCAUUGGAAGGCCCAACAUGGCGAACAUACUAUGAAAGGCUGCUUGAGGUUUUUGAUGCUCAACAUAUUGCAGGUGACAUAUAUUUCCUCUAAAAAGCAACAGAUAAAUCUGAACAACGAUAAUUGGAAAUCAAAAUGUUCUUGUUAUUUGCAAGUCCUAAAAAUAUUGGUCUCUGUUUCCUUCAUAAAUGUGUCCAUUCUGCCAAUCCAUGUGAUGAACAAAGAAUUGAUUCACAUGGGAAUGCGUUUGUUGAAAUACUUUCCAAUUGGGUUGGGGGAUAGGCUCAUGGUUUCUUGUAGCAAGUGGUUGUAUGAAGAUACAAGUCAGUUUUGCACUCAAAGACCCGAGGAAGGCCAAAUUAUACUAAAGAGCAAGACUGGCAGGAGCCCCAUCCUUGAUCCGGGAACCUUUAAGAAAAUAAAAUCUGGGGACAUAAAGGACGAAGAUGGUUUUUUUAGUGAAGAUGGAAUGCCUAGAGCUAAAUAUCCAAACCGUUGGAGAGGGCCAACUGGUCUCUACUACGGUGGAUUCUCAAGGAGGGGACUCUUGGAGUGUCCAAAAAUGCUAAGAAUAUAG